Messenger RNA from Monomorium pharaonis (pharaoh ant), 4491 nucleotides. RefSeq lists its product as uncharacterized. The record is from RefSeq and is a predicted model, not a curated record. Bases 1 to 3177 code for a protein of 1058 amino acids. Gene Ontology annotation, molecular function: nucleic acid binding; zinc ion binding. Lineage: Eukaryota; Metazoa; Arthropoda; Insecta; Hymenoptera; Formicidae. The transcript is spliced from 3 exons.
AUGUCGAAAAACAACGACGCUGCUAUAGCAAACGACUCGUGGUUGCAUAGCGAGCAAGCCACUCGAGCUAUCGAAUAUUGCGAACAAGACUUCAUAGAAGCGCGCGACAGAGUCCGUAGAGAACUAGAUCCGUAUGAUAGCGAGCUACCCGAAAACGUCGUCCGCGAACGAGAAUUCCCAUUCGCGAACCUUGACGCAAGUUUAUUUCAAAACGAAUUCAACGCGACACGGCAACACCGUGUAAAACGACGAACGAGACCGUACGAGAGUCGCACCCCUAGUCGCGUUUCGUCACGAGGGGAGUUCUCAUUCACGUCCUACGAGUCCGACAUUUUCGACCCAGCUGAAUUUUUUCAAACGAACGCGAUGCCUAACGACAGGCAAGCAGAAACUCAACAGUUCAUCGCCGGUGCAGAACAGGAACUACAGAACCUGCACCAAGAACUAAGUGCUAAUGCGCCAAGACUCGCACGCACUGCUACGCAAAGAGACGAUGUGCAGGACAUACGGGAAGCCUUACGCGCAAUGAUGCACGAAGUCAGGAGACUGACCACCGAAGUCAACGAGGUGCGAGAAACAAAUUCGCGAACACUACGUACACACGCGCCUCGACAAACGCGAUAUAGCCGGCGUGAAACCGCGUUCGAAUACCCGGACGACGACGUGCGCCGACAGAGAGGUCGCGGAAUAUUGUCACUAAAAGAAGCUCGCGGAAUGAUACCUGAGUUCGACGGCAACGCGAGUAGAUUGCAGGAAUUUUUAAGUGCCAUGACUUACGCGAUCGAGAAUAUAGAUCCGUCGGAUGAAGUAUCCUUACUAGGAGCGAUAUUGUGUACUAAACUGAAAGGACGCGCCAUGUUAGACUUUCAGACACGCAAGAUAAGCGAUUUCGUGCAAUUAAAAACGGAAUUAGAAGCGUGUUAUGCGAGUAAACAAAGUACAACGCAUUUACAGCUCGAUUUUAAUACCUUGAAGCAAAGGCCAGGGGAAAGCGCUCGAGCUUACGGACUACGUACAGAUAAGCUCACGAUAGACCUGUACGAGUCGAUGAUCGAAGGCCGACACCAAUACACGGCCGAGCAUAAGCGCAUCAUUUUAGAAAUGCUGCAGCAGCAAGCAUUGGAAAAUUACCAAAUAGGGCUACGCGAAGAUACAAAGGCGGUAGUCCGAUCGCGCGGAUACGUUACGCUACAGGACGCGAUAGCAGCCGCAAGCACCGAGGAAAGAAUCAAGGGUCCCGCCGGGAGUAACACGAGACGGACACCCGACUCGCCGAGGCACUACGACAAGUCCGAUGCCCGUUGCCGAAAUUGCGGCAAGUAUGACCACUACAGUAAGGAUUGCCGGAAUAACAGGAGCAGUAACCGAUACGCCCUGCCGCAACCCGACAAACGCAUAAAUGCAAUCGACAAGCAUUGCAACCAUUGCAAAAAGCGCGGACACACUCGCAACGAGUGUUGGAAUUUCCACGGACGGCCUAAGGCAAAGGUAACGAACGCGCAAGGAAAGAUGCAAAGCGCCGAGAUAACGGGAGCAAGAAAGAAAGCGAUAACGCAGAAAAGGAACUCUGACUCCGAGCACAGUAGCGAGGAAGAAGGAGCGACGAGCCGCACGCAGAGCGCGACGAUAUCGUUAAUAAAGGUAAAGAACCUAAAGGGAAAAACAAGAAUUUAUCCCGAAGAAAUAUCAUUGGUAGGAAUAACUGGUCACCGAGUGCAUACUAUAGGAAAGAUGCAAGCCACUAUCAAGAUAGGUGAGCGAGAGAUUAAACACGCCAUAUACGUAAUAAGAGACGAUUUUCCUAUGGAAUACGAGGGGAUAAUCGGCCUCGAUUUCCUGCGCAAACAGCAUGUAUCAUGCGACUAUAAAAAUAAGACAGUGACUAUAGAAGAUGUCAUGCAACAACAUCUCAAUCCAGAAGAACGAAAGGCACUCAACCGGAUCUGCAACGAAUAUCAAGAUAUAUUUCAUUUGAACGGAGAACCUCUGACGUGUACCUCGACGGUGAAACACGAGAUCAGCACGCGAGCCGAUGCCGCGCCUGUGAACGUGCGACCGUAUCGCCUCCCCGCCAAACAUAAGGAGGAAGUGAGUACACAAAUAAAGGAAAUGCUGAAAAAUAGCAUUAUCCGCACUAGUACGAGCCAGUGGAACGCACCCCUGUUAGUUGUGUCGAAGAAAGCUGACUCGACUGGAAAAUUACGACUUCAAAUAGUAAUCGACUUUCGAAAGUUGAAUGAUUUGACUAUUGGCGACUCAUUUCCAUUGCCAAAUAUUGAUGAAAUAUUGGACCAGUUAGGAAAUGCUAAAUAUUUCACGACACUAGAUUUAGCGUCGGGGUACCACCAGAUACCCAUGGCUGAGCAUGAUAAACCGAAAACCGCAUUCUCGACACCGUAUGGACACUACGAGUACAAUCGGAUGCCGUUCGGACUUAAAAAUGCGCCAGCCACAUUCCAGAGGCUAAUGAAUUCUGUGCUUACUGGAAUGCAAGGACUUAGAUGCCUCGUAUAUUUAGAUGACAUUGUCAUAUACGGCUCAAGUCUAAAGGAACAUAACAAGCGCUUAGAAGAAGUGCUACUACGCCUACGGGAAGCUAAUCUAAAGCUACAACCCGAUAAGUGCGAGUUUCUUCAAAAAGAGGUGAAUUACCUCGGCCAUAUUAUUUCUAAGGACGGGAUAGCGCCCGAUCCCGGAAAAUUACAGGCAAUCAAAGAUUUUCCAGAACCACGCAAGGUCAAGGAUAUUCAAUCCUUCAUCGGACUUGCAGGUUACUAUCGAAAAUUUAUCAGCGACUUUUCUAAAAUUGCUAAACCAAUGACGAAGCUAAUUAAGAAAACUGAAAAGUUUGUCUGGACUACCGAACAGCAGAUAGCGUUCGAUACAUUGAAGGAAAAAUUGAUGACGGCAUCCGUGCUACAAUAUCCGGACUUCACCAAGGAAUUCAACGUGACCACGGAUGCUUCCGACUAUGCAAUCGGAGCAGUCCUGUCACGGGGACCGGUAGGUAGCGACCGUCCUAUUGCUUACACAAGCCGAGUAUUAAAUCGCGCGGAGCAAAAUUAUAGCACUACCGAAAAGGAGUUGCUAGCCAUUGUGUGGGCUGUCAAGCAUUUCCGCCCAUAUGUGUACGGCGUGAAAUUUAAAAUAGUGACAGACCAUAAGCCACUUACAUGAUUAUUUAGUGUAAAUGACCCCGGAUCGCGACUUAUUCGGUGGCGACUAAAAUUAGAAGAGUAUGAUUAUGAGAUCAUACACAAAGCCGGUCGAGCGAACGCGAACGCCGACGCGCUGAGUCGAAACGUGAAGCGGGAGGCUCACGUUACGGAAGACUCUGAUAAGAUCUUCGCGCUCGAAGAAGACACUGUACACACACAAUUAAGCACGCCAAUAAAAAAUAAUGAAAGUAUACAGGAGUAUACUGAAGAAGAAAAGAAACAAAUUCUCUAUGAAUACCACGAUGCCCCGACAGGAGGACAUCAAGGAAUCGAGCGAACGAUAAGAAGAAUUCGCCUAAAACACAACUGGUAUGGAUUAACAGCCGACGUAGAGAGAUACAUAAAAAAAUGCGAGCUCUGCCAGAAGAACAAACUCUCUCGCAGAAUUAAAGCACCGCUAGUUAUCACCGAUACACCAAGCCGACCAUUUGAAAAAUGCGCGCUGGAUAUCGUCGGACCGUUAACUUUAACAAACAACGAAAAUCGGUACCUGCUGACAUUUCAGGACCACCUAACAAAAUUUAGUAAGGCUAUGCCCCUUCCUAACCAAGAAGCGAAUACCGUAAGUAAGGCAUUCGUAACGAAAAUCGUCCUAGAAUAUGGAAUUCCGGAAUGCAUAUUAACAGAUCAGGAAACUAAUUUUAUGAGCGAAGUAUUUAAGAAUACUUGCAAACUGCUCAAAAUUAAGAAGAUACAGACAACGGCUUAUCACCCUGAAAGCAACGGCGUAUUAGAACGAUCGCAUCGAACCUUAGCAGAGUAUCUAAGGCAUUUUAUUAAUAAGGAUCAAAUGGACUGGGACGAGUGGAUUCCGUAUGCUAACUACACCUAUAAUACCACCCCCCACACCGCAACAGGGUACACUCCCUUCGAAUUAAUUUACGGGCAUCCUCCCGAAUUACCAACAGCGCUAGCCAAGCCGCCUAAAAGGACGUACAGCUACGAUGACUAUGCGCUCGAGUUACGGGAGAGAUUACGUGCCACUAAUAGUAUCGCCAAAGAUAACAUAAGGGAUGAAAAGCAAAAGUCGAAAGAUUAUUACGACCGCUCCGUAAAGGAAACUAAUUAUAAAAUUGGCGAUAAAAUUCUACUUUUCGACGAAAUGCUUCGCCGAGGGCGUUCUAAGAAAUUAGACGCGCAAUGGACCGGACCCUAUACCAUUACCGAAAAACACUCGCACGUUAAUUAUACGGUAAAAAGGGGAAGACGGACAGUUCGCGUACACGUAAAUCGCAUUAAACCGUUUAUUGAGGGAUAACGCGAAAAUAAAAAA